Molecule: messenger RNA, 2499 nt
Organism: Anopheles marshallii
Lineage: Eukaryota; Metazoa; Arthropoda; Insecta; Diptera; Culicidae
Product: zinc finger CCCH domain-containing protein 18
Exons: 6
Coding region: 1-2499 (832 amino acids)
Cellular component (GO): extracellular region
Molecular function (GO): chitin binding
Source: RefSeq, a predicted model, not a curated record
AUGAAAAAGAUCCGGCGAUGGCUGCUACUGUUUGCGGUCAUAAUAGCGCUGAUGGUCCGAGUGGACGGUUUGAAGGCAACGUCGUUGAUCUUCGGACGCGGUCCGGCCACCUCGUCGACGACCACGACCACCAGCACAACGACCGCCGCCACAUCGACGACAGAGGAAUCCGCCGAAGCAGACGAUGAGGCCGUUGAUCAAGGCGAUGAUGCAGCCACAAAGGCUCCGCUCACCGGCAUACCGCAGGUCGAUUAUGUCUGGGAUCCAAAUUUACCUCGAGAACUGCGCGGAUACAAUUUGUCCAAUUAUCCCUUCCUGGAUUCGGUACCGUCGGAAGAGGACAUUGGUUUCACGUGCGAUCCAAAGCUGCACGAUGGAUUUUACGCAUCGAUCAAGUACAACUGUCAGCUGUACCAUCACUGUAUACACGGCAUACGGUACGACUUCCUGUGCGCCAACUACACGGCCUUCGACCAGAAGACCUUCAUCUGCCAUUUUGCGUCGGAGGUGGACUGCAAGAACUCGCCCAAAUACUGGUUCCGCAAUGAGCCAUUGUAUAAGGCGACCACGACAACAACGGUAAAACCACCGCCGACAACUUCAACCACAGCCGCCCCGACGACGGUUCCUACGCGGCCGAAACCACUGCGCAAACCGGUCCGCAGAAGGCGUCCGCAGGUGGACUACUACUACUACGACGAGGACUACGAGGAGGAUUACUACGAGGAGCGUAACCGGCGUCGCAAGAACCGUCCACGCAACCGACGUCCGCUGUACGAUGAUUACGAGGACGAUGAGCGGUUCGAACGGGUGCGCUACCGGGAACGGGAACGUGAUCGCGACGAGGAAGAAGAUGAAUACGAGGAUCGUCGACCGUACCGGAUGAAGACACGCACCCGCACCGGAGCCGAACGACGGCCGGUGCUGGAGGAUGAUCGCCGGUACUACGACGAUCGGCGCCGUGAUCGUGAUCGACGCCCGGUGGCAGAUGAUCGUAGACGCCCGGUACCAUUGGAUGAGAUGGAAGAAAAACGUCCAGCGAUGAUGAGCGAACGAAGGCGCGUACCAAGACCAACGGCCGAUCGGCGCCCAGCGGGUGAUGAUCGUCGUUCGUUUCCGGCGGACGCCGAAAGUCGACGGGGCUCGGUAGCGGAUGAGCGAAAGGUACCAGCGAAGCGUCCUUUGUACGAUGAUCGACGCUAUCAGGACGAGGAAGAGGACGAUUAUGACGCACCAGCUCCAUCGUCUUACGGUGGUGGUCGCCGUGCCUCGGACAAAGGUCGACAGCAGAACGAUGUGGUGACGGUGAAACCAUCCGGCUCGAGCAUUUACGAUCGUCCACGGGCUGCACCGCGCAUCAACCGUCCCGUGCCGCUGAACGAGAAGAGCAAAUACGCGUACGGUAACUCGGAUGUGCCGAAUGGAAAGACCUCGAAGAGUUCCACCACCGCUGUUCCAGCUGGCGGAGCGGAACCGGAGUACUAUGACGAGUACGAGGAGUUACCUGCUCGGCGGGACGAUAAGCGCAAGGAGGCGGAUGGUGGGAAGCCACCACGACCGAGUGCGUCUUCAGACGUAGUGUACUACGACGAUGUGAUUGUGGCGAAGGAAGACCUGCCACUCCGGUCGGUGCCGGGGAAUGUGCGCAAACCGGAGCAAACGGAGCGUAUCAAUAGCAGAGACAAUUCGGAACUCGCAAAAGGUUCUCGUGGAAAUAUGAAACAUCAGCAACAGCAGCAGCCACAGCAACAGAUUGUGUCCAAACCGAGCCGAAACGUGUUGCCGGAGACGGUCGAUCAGGAGGAGGAAGACGCCGAAUACGACCUGCCAGUAUCACGUCCUGCCGUCAUUGCCCGACCGCAGGCGAAUCUGUACGGAAACUUCAAGUCGAAGAAACACCAACAACCACAGAGGGAGCAACCGUCGACCGAGAGCGCAAGCACUACGCGUGGUCCGCUACGUUCUACUAAGCGACCAUUUCUACCGAGUCGUGGCGGCAAUCCUUACCUAGCGCGCGGCCUUCAACCGGUGGGUGUCGGAAAGCAGCCGCUCGUCGUGAAGUCACCUGAACCGGAGAAACCGGCACCGUUUCGGAUCGAUAUCGAUGGCACCACUACACCGCAAGCCGCUCCAGGGAAGCGCAAUCAACAACAAGCUCCCCCCUCACCCGUUCCACCGCAGCAGGAAGUUGUGAAUGUGAAGACACUCGAUCAGCUGUACGACGACGAGUACGAUGUGACGUUGAACGAUGCGCUCAACCCGACGCUGAAGCCGCUGACGCGUAGCGCCCCGCAGAACUUCUUCCGCAACCGGUACGUGCACCAGCCGGACACGGAGUUUGUACCGUUCGAGCCGGCCUACGCACCAUCGGAGUUCCGCCGGGCAGCUGUUAGACCACCGACGCCAUUGCUGUACCAUUCGCCGGUUGCCAUCGAGGCCGGUACGUCCUCUUCCUCGCAACGGCGGGGCGCACACGUGUUCGGUACGUACGAGUACUGA